Physcomitrium patens is the source of this 2629-nucleotide messenger RNA. RefSeq lists its product as uncharacterized. The record is from RefSeq and is a predicted model, not a curated record. Gene Ontology annotation, molecular function: RNA binding. Lineage: Eukaryota; Viridiplantae; Streptophyta; Bryopsida; Funariales; Funariaceae.
CAAGAAAGGCACACGCAGCACCCCUUCCCCCACCUCUACCCGCUCUCUCGCCACUUCCCCCGCCUUACCGCACCUGGCAACAGUUCGCUAUCUUCCUCAUUCUUCCUCUGUUUUUCUCCAUCUUCUCCUUCUCCUUCUUCGCUGUGCUUCUAUCGUGGUGGUGGUCUCGCGAUGUCUCUCCCUCCCUACCUGAUGUCUAUCGCUACGUUCGGCGUUCUGGUCCUACGGCACUCCUAGUCCAGUCCAUCCUCACAACUCCCUCUUCGCUUUCUUCUCUAACUUACCAUAUGUUGUUCCCAUCCACUGCUGCCUCUCCCUCUCCCUGACCCUUACUCCCCUCCACACCUCCCCCUCCCCUCCCCUCUCUGUCCACUCUUUCUCCGCUGCGAUGACGGACCCUGCUAAUGACGACGAUGACUAUGACUUGAAGGACGAGGAGCUCGUCGACUUUGAGGGCUCCGACUAUGGCUUCGAAUCUGGCGAAGACGAAGACGAUGAGUUAGAACCAACUACUAAUCCUCCCUCCUCCAUCACCAUUACCACAAAGGGUGGAUUCGGCAGUGUCGAAAUUGAGAAUGAGAAAGAUGCUGCUCAAGUGGACGGAGUGCUUGUGCAACCUCCCGUUGUAGACCAUCAACCUAGGGACAAAUUGUUGCCCCCUAAGCCUGACCUUGAGGAUGGCGAGCUUGACGACGCUGCCAUGCCCGAGGGUUGUGACCCUGAAGCAGUAUCCAAUGGUGGAGACGAUGACGAAGGUGAGAAUGAUCGGCGUGAGCCAAAACGUAGGAAAGAUCGAUAUGCUGCGGAGAGGCAAUUGGAAAAUAAGGAAAGAAGAGAUGCGGAUGAAUCGGCUCUUGUGCACAGCAGGCAGCACAGAGGGCGGGGAAGCGACAAAAUGCAUGGAAGUCAGAGGAAUAACUAUUUUAGAGGCACAAGAGGUGUCAAUGCAGCGCCCUUUCAUCGAGGGAAUUCUGGACCAGGCAUUAUGGGUCCAGGAAGACCUCCAGUCCCAAUGGAGUAUGGGGGGCAUAUGCCAUUGCGACCUAUUGACCGAGGAUUUCCACGACCCAUCGGAGGGAUGGUGGCACCUGGAAGACUGAAUCAUAGUGAGCAGAUGCAAAAUCAAAUUAGAGAUAGCAUGGCUGUUCAAGGACAUAUAUUACGGUAUCAACAAUGUGUGCAAUUAGCACAAGAAGUCCAACAAGCCCAAGCCCAGGCUCAGGCUCAUGCGCAAGCUCAAGCUCAAGCUCAAGUCCAAGCCCGAGCACAUGCUCAUGCGCAAGCGCAAGCUCAAGUUCAAGCCCGAGCACAUGUUCAUGCUCACUCCCAAGGACAUGUGCAUGCUCAUGCUCACGCCCAGGCCCAGGUCCACAUGGCUAAUUCUGAGGCACUUCGAGCUUCCAUGAAUAGUUCCACCAUGCGGCCUAUGAUGGGUCUGGAGCUCAUAGGAGGACAAGUACAGGCAUCGCAUGGUAUAAUGGAUUUACAUGUUCAAACACCUGACUCGGGACAACAGAUGAAUUUCCUUCGGCCUUUAGAAGGUUUUGGGUCUAGAGUUCCACAAAAUACUGAUUUCGCUGCAGGUCGAGGCAGCAUUGGGUCGCAUCUGUUGAACCAGUCAAGUAACCGAGAUCGAGCAGCUGGAAGGCAAAUGAAUGCUUGGCUACCUGCAUCUGCCGUGCAUCACGAGAUUUCAACUAUUUCAGGUGCUCGAGCUAGGGCACAGGGCCAGAGUAGAGGUCAAGUGAUGAGCUCUCUCUGGGGUGAGCCACCUGUAGGUGGUAUUCCCACUGGAUUUCCUUCACCACUUGGAGUCAUUGGUCAUGUAGCUCCUGUCAAUGUAAGUCCAGGUAUAGCUCCUGCCGGAGUAAUAGCUUUGGGAACCCCCAAGAGACAGGGAUCGUUGCCCAUAGUAAUGCCUAGCAGUACUGCAUCUAACAGAGAAAAUCCCAAUGUGAAGAAAGUGGACACUCGUCCUCAGGUCGAUGGCACCUGGAGAACAAACGGUGACAACAGAGGUAGUCUUCAUAAUAAUGGGAAUUCGGCCCCUAGUUCAAGGAAGGACGCUGGUGCAUGGUCUAAAAGCUCAACAGGUCAGACUGGAAGUAAACGAAGUCGGGAAAAUGGGGUUGAUCGUAGGCACAGUUCUGGGAGUUCUGGGACUGGGACAAAGCCUAUUGCUCCUCCAAAUGUAGGAAAUGGUAUGGGAGCUACAGGGAACAAUCUUAUUCGACUUGGUGGUCCUGUCACGAAGAGCAGAGUUUUGUCUGUGAGCGGUUUUCCAGAGAAUACGUCAAUGGCAGUGGUGGUGGAGGCAUUUGAGAAGCAAGGGAAGAUACUGGAUUUUAAGAAAGACGAGAAAGGAAAUGCUUUCCGUAUAACUUUCUCAAGCGUGGAUGAAGCUGUUUCAGCGAAACGAAGUCUUCAUAGGACUCUCUUGAAUGGCCGGCAGAUAACUGUAGAUUACACGGUGCAGAGAUAGUGACUGCCUUGAUAGCCUUUUUUGUACGAUCUAAUAGUAAUGCGACACUCCAACACAUUUUCAUGUUCACUCAAUCUUGGAAUUAUUUGGGUUUUCCAGGACGAAUUCACUAUGUAACCUUUGCAAUUACCAUUGGAUGUUUACUGA